Molecule: messenger RNA, 1920 nt
Organism: Uranotaenia lowii
Lineage: Eukaryota; Metazoa; Arthropoda; Insecta; Diptera; Culicidae
Product: cysteine-rich hydrophobic domain-containing protein 2
Exons: 4
Coding region: 1308-1811 (167 amino acids)
Source: RefSeq, a predicted model, not a curated record
GGAGUCAGUCCAGUACCUAGUUAGUAGGUACCUAGUAGGUUGAGUAGUCGAUCAGCAUGGACUUUCAUCCAGCGUGUUUCGUUUCGAGAGCAGCUAUUUGAAGGUGUAUAGGGCGAAAUUGCGCUGCCGAUGCUGGUGCAUAAAUUGGACAUUCGGAUCUUCAGGCCUGAGCGGACCGAAACCAAACAUCUUGGAGCGUGUCCAUGUUUGUUGUUGUUCGUCGUUCGUUCGCUCGACUGUGCGGGAGGAUGAUUACGUCAAUAUAAUAGCGCUCUAAUCGGCUCUUAAAUUUUUGUGCUGCUGCUGUUGCUGUUAAUAGAGAGUGUGAUGUGUAAAUUACGCAGUGAGCAGCUACUAGGGGGUGGGCAGAGCUCGGUACUGGAACACUAUCCGGCCGCCCCGUUGCGGUAGAUGAUGGUUUUUGCAACUGCAGAGCAACAACAACUACUAAGGUGGACUAAAGCGAGAGUAUGCACAUUUCUAUACGGACAGUUGCGCCCAUAUACGAAUGCAAGUGAGAAAAAAUAAUAAGCAUUUACAAGAGCGCGAGUUUUUCUGUGGUGUAUGAGUUUCAUUCUGAUUUGUGUGCAGGUAUUGAACCAAAGGGAAAGAAAGAAAGCGACCGUACCUCAGCUAGCAGCAGCAGCAGAGAGUCCUCAGUCAGUCAGAGUUGCAUAAACACAUCAGAGAAAGAACAAAAAAACCACCCAUUGCGAGGAGCAAAGAACGAAACGGAUUAUUGUACCCUCCUGUGCGAAGCUGUCGGGUUCAAGGAUAGAUCUAGCACCAGUUCUGUCAUCACAAAGCGCUCAGCUGCUUCCGAUCUAGUGCGUUUGUUUUUUUUUGGUUCAACAGAGAGUGGGGGUGGUAGAAUCGAAAAGAUACCUUCUAACCCGAAAGUGCUCCGCGUCGUGUCUUAUUGGAACACAAUUUCCGAUUGCGACUCAGCAGGAGGCAAAGUUCGAGGAAGAAUGUUUCCCAUUCUCCGUCCCUUGCUGUUGUCAUCGUCUUCAUUACCUCGUUGUUGGUCUGAGUCGUCGUCGUAAAUGUCUCAGAAGCAUUUGUUGUCUACUCGACCAGUACCGAUUGAGCAGCAGCAACGACGAAGAACGAUAUCGAUAUCGUUACCAGAAGGGCUACAAACAUCGUCGUCAGUACGACGAGAACCAGGUGCUGGUGGUGGCCUUCGUGCGGAGCAGACCACCAGAACGGCUUCCGUACGGCAGCGAAGUGGCAUUGCCGCUAUAAUCAGCAGCAUCAACAACGCGAGUUGAACGAGUGGGUUUAGGAACAAAUUAUCUAGAGAGAUGGCAGACUUCGAUGCCAUCUACGAGGAGCAGGAACUGGCGGAACCGGAAGAGCUGGACAACGAGGCCCACGUUCAGCUGGUGACAGAUCCAAUUGUGAUACGAGGAGCAGGAAAUAUGACAGUUUUCGGUUUGAGCAAUCGGUUCAACGCACAGUUCCCAGCCGGUCUGGUGUCCCGCGUUGCGCCCGAGGAGUUCAAAGCCACCAUCCUGCGGAUAAAUGCGGUCCUCAAGAAGACGCUUCCGGUCAACGUGAAGUGGCUGUUCUGCGGCUGCGUCUGCUGCUGCUGCACCCUCGGAUGUUCCCUAUGGCCUGUGAUAUGUUUAAGUAAGAGGACCCAGCACACGAUGAACAAACUGUUGGAGUGGGAAAAUAGUCAUCUGUACCACAAGCUCGGACUGCACUGGCGGCUUAGCAAGCAACAGUGCGAUUCAAACUCAAUGAUGGAAUACGUACUGCUGAUAGAGUUUAUACCGAAAACUCCGAUCUAUCGGCCGGAUUAAGUUUUUCCUUCGUGGGAGGAAACCACCAUCAACACUAACUAAUAUUAACUUUAGAUUUUUCCUUGAUUUCGUACCGCUAUUGAUUGUCCGGACUGGGCGUCAUUCCGGA